Peniophora sp. CBMAI 1063 is the source of this 1461-nucleotide messenger RNA. Lineage: Eukaryota; Fungi; Basidiomycota; Agaricomycetes; Russulales; Peniophoraceae. The record is from the annotation of a GenBank genome assembly.
AUGUUGUCUGCAAGGGCAGGAGAGAACCAGUCAAAUUUUGACAAGGGGGAUGUCGCGUUCAUCAUCCUAUGCGGCGCCCUCGUCUUCUUGAUGAUUCCCGGACUGGCGUUCCUCUACUCCGGCUUGGCAAGAAGAAAGUCGGCACUGGCGCUUAUUUGGUCCAUCGCAGCCGCCAACGCGGUGACCAUCUUUCAGUGGUACUUCUGGGGAUACUCGCUCGCCUUCUCUCCUGAUGCAACAAAUGGCUACAUCGGCGACCUCACGCGAUUCGGCCUGCAACGCGCGCUCGACCAGCCGUCACCAGGCAGCACGCUCAUCCCAGAGCUACUCUAUGCAUUUUUCCAAAUGGAAUUCGCAUGCGUGACUGUAUGCAUUUUGUGCGGUGGUAUAGCAGAACGCGGACGUGUACUGCCAUUCUGUAUCUUCGUCUGGUUUUGGUUGACUCUUGUCUACUGCCCGCUUGCGAUGUGGGCAUGGGGAGCGAACGGCUGGGGCUUCUCCUGGGGAGUGCUUGACUACGCAGGUGGCGGCCCAGUCGAGAUCGGAUCCGGAGUUGGCGGUCUUGCGUACUCUAUGGUCCUCGGCCGUAGACGCGAACGCGAACUACUGAAUUUCCGACCCCAUAACGUCUCCCUCGUUGCACUAGGCACUUUCCUACUCUGGUUCGGUUGGUUAGGCUUCAACGGAGGAUCGGCUUUCGGCGCUAACCUGCGUGCGAUCAUCGCCAUUUGGAACUCUAUGCUUGCUGCUGCCUUUGGUGGUAUAGUCUGGUGUGCACUUGACUUCCGGUACGAGCGCAAGUGGUCAGCCGUAGGCUUCUGCUCUGGUACCAUCGCUGGUCUAGUCGCUGCCACACCCGCCUCCGGAAACAUUCCGACGUGGGCAGCCGUGGUCAUGGGCAUAGUCACAGGCGCAGUCUGUAACUACGCCACCAAACUCAAGUUCCUCAUGCGCAUCGACGACGCCCUCGAUCUUUUCGCCGAGCACGCGAUAGGCGGAGUGAUUGGGCUCGUUUUCAAUGCCAUCUUCGCUCAACAGACGAUCAUCUCUCUCGAUGGUGUCAACACUUCCAUCUCCGGCGGCUGGCUCGAUCACAACUGGAAACAGAUGUACAUGCAAAUAGCAUAUAUUGCCGCCGCAUGCGCCUACACCUUCGUCAUGACCGCACUCAUCGCGAAGGCUGUCGACCUCAUCCCUGGCUUGCAUCUGCGCGCGGGAGAGGAGGCAGAAGGGCUCGGAAUGGACGAGGAUCAGAUCGGAGAAUUCGCGACGGAUUAUAUCGAAGUCAGGCGCGAUUACACGGAUUGGACGGCCGCGCCGGGUGUUAGUGAUGACUCAGUACCACCAGCUGCAAAACUUGGAGGAGAACAUGCGGACUCGGAUGUGCAUCCUGUUGCGGCGGGUGAUCGACAUGGGCAUGCGGAGCUGGGGAACGAAAAGACGAAUGGCGUCGCACAUUGA